Messenger RNA from Neospora caninum, 3726 nucleotides. RefSeq lists its product as hypothetical. The transcript has 7 exons. NCBI's taxonomy places the organism in Eukaryota, Apicomplexa, Conoidasida, Eucoccidiorida, Sarcocystidae. The coding region runs from base 1 to 3726 and encodes 1241 amino acids. The record is from RefSeq and is a predicted model, not a curated record.
AUGGCUCCACUCUCUGCGCUGAACCUUUUGAGUGAAGACAAAUCCAACCAUCGCGCGGAUCCUCUGUCGCCUCAGAAGGAGGCGGAAGGCGGGAAGGAAGAGACUCUGGACGUGUCUCUCGAGCUCCCUACGCUGCCGGCUCACUACACCAUCGCUGGCUUCCGAGUCCACGGCUCACGCGUUCUUCCCUCGCGGCUUAUCCGCCACAUUGAAAAGGCGCUUCUUUCCAAGCACCAAACGCCUUCUUCCUCUUCUUCCACUCCUUCCUCUUCUUCCGUGCCUCUAUCGGCGGAGGAGAAUGCGGCGCUCGUCCGUGCUUUUCUUGCGCAGGUGAAUUCGUGGUACAUCGAGAAUGGGUAUCUGUUUGCGCGUCUCGUUCCGCGUCCCCAUUUCCUGUCCGUGGGGAACGCGGGAGACAGACCGAAGGAAUCCAGCCUCUCGGCUAAGGCAGGCGCGGAGGUGGACGAGGCGGAGAAACGUGCGCCUGCCUUUCUUCUCACCUUCGACUGCGCCGAACCUCUCGUCGCAGAUCCGCCGCUCCAGAUCACCUUCCUCGAGAGACGGCUCUCCGAGAGUGCUCCCCAUGGCUCGGAAGUGGAAGACGCGAAGGCUGAAGACGCUCAGCCUGACCGACACGAGGCCCGCAGCCGAGGCGCCUGUCUCGUGGAAACCACUGGCAGACUGAAGCCGGAGGUCGUCGCCAAACACUUGCGUCUUGUUCCCGGCAGGCCGUUCAAAUGGGAUGCGGAGCGCUGGCAGCGGGCUGCGACGGAAUCUGAUCUUUUCGAAGACGCACAAGCGUCUGCCGUGGUGCUUCCCGGCAACGAGGGGAUUCGCGUCGAAGUCAUCGCCUUGGAAAAACCUGUGUAUUCCUUUCGGCCAGGCGUCUCCUUCUCGUCGGCUCUGCGCGACGUCGAGGGACAAGUGUCUCUGGAGCACCGGAACGUCGGCGGCUCUUCUGCCCGCGCCCGCCUCGCGCUCCGCCUCGCCCCUUCGUUCGACUUCGUUCCGCGCCGGGGCAUCCCGACCCGAGCCGAAGGCGCGCCAGGAUCUCCCGGAAGGCCCCAAAGCUCCUCGCUCUCUGCCGACCUGCUCUUCAACUCGCUCUCGCGCGCGACAGACCAGGAGUUUGUCCGUUUGUCGAUGUCUGCCUCGUCGGAAUUCCUACCUCCACCUGUCUUGCCGUCUUCGCCUUCUCGGACGACUCCCAGUCUCCCUUCCUCCUCUCUCCUGUCACGCGUUCUCGCCGCUUCGUCCGCGACUCCGGAAACCCCUAUUCCCGGUGUCUCUACGCCGCUUCCUGCCGCCUCCCAUUGUCACCCGCAGAAGUCGACGCGCCUGCUCCUUCCGGCAGGCCACUUUUGUCUCGGCGUUGCUGCCUCGGGAGAAAAGCGUCUUGGGCACUCCGGCACUCUGUGGGGCGAGGCCACCGUCGAGCGGAGAAAGGGGCUGUAUGUACAUCUGACUGGAGUAGAUCGAAGGACGCCUCGCGAGGGCGACGGCGCCGCGAACAACCGCGACGCUCUCAAGGAAGGUCCACGUGCACUGCAUGCGGAGAACGAAUCUGAGAAACCCGAAGACCAGAAGAGCGAGGCGGGCCGAAGCUGGCGAGCCACGAUAAGAAACACUUUCGGAAAGCUGCGCCCUUCCCUCUCCUCAACGCCCUCAGAGAGAGCCUCGGCAACGAUGGUGGCUGCUGAUGACGUCGCCUCUCUUCUCCCCUCUCCUCUCUCUGGAUCGAUCUUCUCCGAUCCCUCUGUCGCACACGAUGUCGCCAAGGUGGCCGGAGGCCUUCGCUUCAAGUUUUCCUCUGGACCUUCGACGCAGUUGGCCCUGCCUACCGCCCGGUUGCCGACCACCUGGGCCUUCGAAGCGUCCUCGUUCGCUGGUGUAUAUACACCUUACACGGCCUCCGACGCCGAAGCUGCGUUUUCGCCACUUUCCUCGUCUCCUGGCACCUCCGGCGACCGUCGGCCUGCGCCGUCGAAGGCAACCUCCUCGUCUUGUCCACCUCGUCCCGGCGUUUCGGGCCUCACGGCUCGUCGCCGCCAAGCAGGCGACCGUCGCGACUCUUCGUUUUCGUUUGCCGCGCUCGUGCCAUCGCCCGUGUCUUCCCUUGCCAAGCUGUUGCCGAAGCGGCUGACGGAGAAGACCCGGUUCUCUAGGAGAGUGCGCGAACUGCGACGGGCUGCCGCUGCGGCGAUGGCUUCUGUCUCACCUUUAGUCUGCAGCCGAGCGAGGGAGGCGGCUGUGUGGACGCGGAGUGCCGUCCUCGGGAACCUGCCGUUUGCGCCUCGCCUCUUUCCUUCUUUCUUUGCGUCGGCUUCGCCUUCGUCUCUGUACUCGUCUCCUCCUCUUCCGUACUGCGGCUUUUCUCUGGCCCUCGCGUCCCGCGCGUUUCCGCUUUCAUCUCUUUUUCCCGCCUCGUCUCCACCUGCUUCGUGCUCGUCCCCUGGACGUUUUAAACGCGUCUUGACAGGGUGCCUGGCUUCCGUCCUCUCUUCCUUCAACUUUGCUCAACUUGCCGUUAGCACCCGCCUCAACGUCGACCUUCUUCUCCCUCCACGGCUUCUUCUUCCUCUCCUCUCCGGGUGUCUCUCUCCUUCUUCUGCGUCUGCGUCUUCCGCAUCCGCUCCUUCUUCUCUUUCUGGUCAUACUUGCUCUUUGCGCGGUCUCCUGGGGCGCGGGCGUUGCCUUUUGCGUCUGCUCCACUCACAGGCUUCUUCUUAUCUGUCGGCGUGCCGCACUACCCUUUCGUCUGCGGAGGCGCUCCACGAAUCUCUCGCAACUUCGCUUCCUUCCUCUGCGUCCUUGUAUGUCCUCCCGCGCCUCUCUCUCUGCGCCUUUCCGGUCUUUUGCCCCGCCUCAGCUGCGCCUGCGUCUGAGCCGCCGCUGCCUGCGGCUUCCGCCCCUUCGUUUGCUUUCACCUCUGAGCCUGCAUCCACUUCCGCGCGUUGCUCGGCCGCUCCGAGCGAAACUGAGAAACCAGUGUCUCCUGACAUCCUCGCUUCGCUUCCUUCGCACGCCGACAGACGGCGCUUCCUCGCGGCCUCGCUGCGCGCAGCUGCAGCGCGUUACCCCUCCUGGGAGAUGGUGAAACUGACCGGGAAGAAAGGGAACAGACUGCGAGGCUGGGGCUCCGAACCCGUCGGGAUCUUCGAGGCAGUCGCCGAGGGCUCUUUCGAACUCAGCGUCCCUAUCGUUGCCAGACUCCCGCUCGGGCGCGGACGGCCUCGCCUGCCUCUCAAAUUGAUGGAAGUCGCUGUCUUUUUCGAUCACAGCGUAGGUUUCUCGCCCUUCCUUCUUCCCGCUGCCUCUCCGUCUCCGCCGAGCGCAGCUGCCGCCGCAACUGCCGCUGCGGCCCGCGCCUUGGGCUCCACGGCAACUCCGACCGCGGUCGGAGACACCGCGUUGGGCUCCAGCGCCUUGACCGGCGCGGCGGAGCGAGCCUCUGGACCCGGCGGCAGUCGCCCCCUGUUGUUCCUCGCCCAAGCGAAGCAGCGACUCCUCAAGAGGGGACGGGAAGUCGGGGCGAGCGUUGCUGCGGCCCUCGAGAGAGGCUUAGAGCGAACCGGGUGGAGCGUCUGCCACUGGCCAUCGGUUGGUGUGUGUGUUCGCCUAGCCCUCCUGAGCAUCACGUUUGCAAGGCCUGUCCGAAUCAGAGACGACGGCGUCUCUCUUCAUCCAGGGCGGUUCUUUGUAGGCAUGGUUGACGACAGCUUGUAA